AUGUGUCGGUGUCCGGUCGUUCCUCACUCUGCAGGUCCACACACGUGGCCCUCGGGUGCGGCCGGCCGGCGCCAGUCCCCAGUGAACGUUCGGUCGGAGUUCGUGCAGCAGGUGGACGGCUGCCCGCCGCUGCUCUGGCCGGGAUACGACGUCCUGCCCUGCAAGCUCAGCCUCAGCAACGACGGAACAGCAGCUGUGCUGCGUGGUUGCUGGGGCGGCAGGGGCUGCGCGCCAGCCCUCAGCGGCGGCCCUCUGGGCGAGGGCUGCUGGCCCUUCGCGUGGGCCGAGUUCCACUGGGGGCCCAGCGACGACGAAGGCUCGGAACACACCCUCGACUACUGCCGGUACGCCCUCGAGCUGCAGGUCGUGCACGGGCCCUGCGAGGGUGCGCAGUACGAGUACGUCUGCGUCGCCGUGCUCUUCGAGGCGGUGAUGGAGGACAACCCGUACCUGGACCCGGUGGUGCAGGCGCUGCACCAGGUGAGGCGACCCGGCUGCUGCACGCAGCUCAUGCCCUUCCCGCUGGACUGGCUGUCACCGCCCAUGGAGCAGUCUUACCUCUCCUACAGCGGCUCGCUCACCAGGCCGCCCUGCAGUGAAGGCGUCCUCUGGAUCCUCCGCCCGCACCCGCUCACUAUCUCCAGUCGGCAGUUAGAUUUCUCGCUGCUUGUUAGACAGUCUGAAUUGGCAGAUGAAACCCAGUUGCAUCCACCUACACCAUCCACAGUCUACUCAUCAGCACACAAGUUAUAUUCAGAGCAUCUGGCUCUGUCAACUGGUUAG
This is a messenger RNA of Schistocerca gregaria, 783 nucleotides long. Its product is annotated as putative carbonic anhydrase 3. The transcript has 4 exons. The coding region runs from base 1 to 783 and encodes 260 amino acids. Gene Ontology annotation, cellular component: cytoplasm. NCBI's taxonomy places the organism in Eukaryota, Metazoa, Arthropoda, Insecta, Orthoptera, Acrididae. The record is from RefSeq and is a predicted model, not a curated record. Gene Ontology annotation, molecular function: zinc ion binding; carbonate dehydratase activity.